Molecule: messenger RNA, 1578 nt
Organism: Lytechinus variegatus (green sea urchin)
Lineage: Eukaryota; Metazoa; Echinodermata; Echinoidea; Temnopleuroida; Toxopneustidae
Exons: 3
Coding region: 1-717 (238 amino acids)
Source: RefSeq, a predicted model, not a curated record
AUGGCUAAACUCAUCUCUGUCAUCAGUUGGUUUUCUACUUUUUGGCUGAUCAGUUGGAUAAUCGCAUAUCCCCAUCAUCGCUUCGCAACAAACAUUACCUGUCUUUUUUAUUAUUUUCUGCAUCAUCAAUUCUGGCUUUUACCUGCGAUCCUGGAAUCUCCGGAGAAGAUUUCUUCCAGUAAGAGGUUUUGCCGUGGGUGGUUCCCGAUGGAGAGUAAACUGUACCCGUCUUCAUGCCCUUUAUACCUUAUGAUUGUCGUCGUCGUCAUCUCGAUCGGUCCACACUGCGUCAUCGCCGACUUCCAAUGCAUCCGAUCACAGUGUUUUAAUGGUGCACCUACCUUCGAAAAUGCCUUACGACUCAAGAUGGACACGGUUGAAUCUGCGCUUCGUCAGUGCUUCCCAUCGUUUAGCUUCACGCCGGGCGUGAGCGACGCUCAAAUCGCCGACGCAAUUGGUCACCUCAGGAAAUGCAACCGGCAUGCAGCAACCAACCUGUCUAGAUUGGUACAGUCAUAUCACACGGACUUAGUCUCUGGCUGGCAGAGUUGCUGCAACACCCAAUUUUUAGGCAGAAGACGGCGACGACGAAGCCAGGUUGUUGACGGCGACGCUGAAAUUAUUUUGCAGGAGGGUCGUGAAAAGAGGAGAGCGAGCCUUUUCAGACGGCUUGCAGACCUGGUGGCGAAUCAGUCACGAAGAUUGCUUGAUGAUUGAACAAUAUACGGAUGGACUAGAACGAUUAAACCUUGUCGUAUUGUGAUUGUGAAUAUAUUUUUGAAAAGAGAGGCUAUACCAUAGAUACACUAUAUACAUUUUGUGUUGAUCUGUGAUUGUUUACAAAGUCAAUUUUCAGGUUUUUGUCGAUAUUUUUCCGUCAUUGGUUUCAACAUAAAACCUUGAUGCUAUAAUGUCAAUGAGAAAUAGUUCUACACGCUUUUCCUCGUGUCAGGCAGGCUGCCAUUUUGGUCACAAACAGCCACGAUAUCCAUCACUGAGCAUCUUUGUAUAUUUUGUUUCCUUGACAGUAAGACUUACCAUUGAGGCUUAAUACAUUACAGGCAAAGGUUUCUGCUCAGCGUAGCUUAAUAAUGAUGUCUAACUAAAAACAAGACAAUGCGUCAUUAUUGUGAUUUUGAUUACUGAUGCUUGGUUCAUAGAAGGGAUUUAACGUAUUGUUCAAGCCUCUCUCCUUCCCUACAAAAAGGGAAAUGAUGAUCAUGUGCAAUUCAGACUUGAUAACGAGUCAAAACUGUUCCAAAGUAUAAAGUCAGUGAAAACACUUUAGGAUAGAAAAUGACAAUUCUUCUCUCUAUUUAUCCACCCUGACACGUACGCUGCUCUUGCUCAUGAAAUGAUAUUCAAGAUAGUUUUCCAUACCAAUCACCAAAUCUCCUUGUUUUUUCCCCCUUCAUUUUAAUGACCAAAUUAUGAUAUGUGAAAAAUAUAUAUAUACAGCAAUGAACAAUUAUAUUCCUAAUGAAUGGAUGACAAAAUAUUCAAAUACAUCUUUGGUUCAUAUGAGAAUAGGUGAAACCUCCGUUUUAUAUCACAUACUAAUAGGAAAUCGGUCACGAA